This is a messenger RNA of Anoplophora glabripennis (Asian longhorned beetle), 738 nucleotides long. RefSeq names its product mitochondrial import inner membrane translocase subunit Tim23-like. Bases 115 to 675 code for a protein of 186 amino acids. The transcript is spliced from 3 exons. The record is from RefSeq and is a predicted model, not a curated record. Gene Ontology annotation, molecular function: transmembrane protein transporter activity. Gene Ontology annotation, cellular component: mitochondrial inner membrane; TIM23 mitochondrial import inner membrane translocase complex. Gene Ontology annotation, biological process: protein import into mitochondrial matrix. NCBI's taxonomy places the organism in Eukaryota, Metazoa, Arthropoda, Insecta, Coleoptera, Cerambycidae.
UUGACGCUAGGUUUGGCGUUUGACGUUUAACUUCCUUUUUUAGAAUAUUCCAUCGAGAAGUAUCUUUAAAAUUUGUUGAAAACUGUGACAAAAUCCCCCCAAAAAACGUAAACUAUGUCUUCUUUAAAUGAUGGGAACGAUAUUUAUUCGCAGAAUUAUGAAAACUCCAGCCGUGUAACAGGUAAUUUUAAACCGUUCUCGUCUCCGUAUCUAAAUUAUGACCCUGGAUAUAUUCCACAAAGUCAGCCGGAAUUUAUUUUCUUGGAUGGCGCCAGUAAACAGAGAGGAAGAUUUGAACUUGCAUUUGGCCAAAUUGGUGGAUCAUGUAUGAUCGGUGCAACAUUAGGGGGAGCUACUGGAUUUUACAAUGGAUUAAAAGCAACUACAUUAGCUGGUCAAACGGGAAAGCUAAGACGAACACAAAUGUUAAAUCAUAUUAUGAAAAAAGGAAGUGCUACAGCAAAUACAUGUGGUUCGGUAGCUGUGAUAUAUUCAGCAUUUGGUGUGUUUUUAUCAUGGGCCAGAGGGACAGAUGAUGACCUCAAUACAAUUAUUGCUGCAACAGCUACAGGAUGUUUAUAUAAAUCAACAGGUAUACUAUUACUAAUGAAUGAUUCAUCUGCACAUAUUAAAAUGGAAAGAAAAAUAAGUGUCUUAUAUUUUACAUAUAUGUGAAUACAGAGUAAACAAAACAUUAUUUGAAAUUACUAUAAAUUGUUGAACAAGCAAGGUCAAAUU